This is a messenger RNA of Cucumis sativus (cucumber), 1250 nucleotides long. RefSeq names its product NADPH-dependent aldo-keto reductase, chloroplastic. Gene Ontology annotation, cellular component: cytosol. The coding region runs from base 69 to 1022 and encodes 317 amino acids. The transcript is spliced from 7 exons. Lineage: Eukaryota; Viridiplantae; Streptophyta; Magnoliopsida; Cucurbitales; Cucurbitaceae. Gene Ontology annotation, molecular function: aldose reductase (NADPH) activity. The record is from RefSeq and is a predicted model, not a curated record.
AAAAAUCCAUUUGGUAAUUGUCAUUUCGUUUUCAUUACUCUAAAACUUCCUUUUCUUCAACUCCCAAUAUGGCUUCCGAAUCUCAAAUCUCCUUUUUCACGUUGAACACUGCAGCUAAAAUCCCCUCCGUCGGACUCGGAACUUGGCAGGCAGCUGAAGGUCUCGUCGGUAAUGCCGUUGCCGCCGCCAUCAAGAUCGGAUAUCGACAUAUUGAUUGUGCUCGAGACUAUGGCAACGAGAAAGAGAUUGGUUCGGUUCUCAAACAGCUUUUUGAAGAAGGUGUAGUUAAGCGUGAGGAUUUGUGGAUCACUUCCAAACUCUGGUGUAGUGAUCAUGCUCCAGAAGACGUUCCAGCAGCACUUGACAGAACCUUGGAAGAUUUGCAGCUUGAUUAUCUUGAUCUAUACCUUAUCCAUUGGCCAGUUCGGUUGAAACAUGGAUCUACUGACUUGGCCCCUGAAAACUUUGUUGCCCCGGACAUACCGAGCACAUGGAAAGCCAUGGAAGAACUCUAUGAUUCUGGAAAAGCUCGAGCUAUUGGUGUAAGCAAUUUGUCCACUAAAAAGCUUGAAGAUUUGCUGGAGGUAGCUCGCAUUACUCCGGCUGUCAAUCAGGUGGAGUGUCACCCAGGAUGGCAGCAGAACAAAUUACAUGAAUUUUGCGAAUCAAAAGGAAUUCAUCUAAGCGGAUACUCUCCAUUGGGUUCACGUGGGACAACUUGGCUCAAGGGUGGUGAUAUUCUUGAAAAUCCAAUUCUUAAAGAGAUUGCCGAAGAGCUUGGUAAGACUCCUGCACAAGUUGCCCUUCGCUGGGGACUACAAAAGGGUCAUAGCAUUCUUCCAAAAAGUACUUCCGAAUCGAGGAUCAAAGAAAAUUUCGACAUUUUCGAUUGGUCCAUACCAGAAGAUAUGUUUGCUAAGUUUUCUGAGUUUGAACAGGCAAGGGUUCUUAGAGGAGAAAUGUUUAUAAAUGAGAAUUCAGUGUACCGCAGCGUUGAGGAAUUGUGGGAUGGAGAGAUUUAAAAGCUGUUGUUGGAGGGUAGAAAGAGAAUACGUUUCGCCAUGUUUUUGUUGUAAUAAAAAUAAUUCAAGUUAGAUUGUUAAUGAUUGUUGGGAAACUUCAUGCAGUAGGUUUCAUUUCAAAUCUAGAGUGUGUUUGAAGGCGUCUUAAUGGUUUUUAAGUAUGCCAUAUAUGUUUUUAGUUCCUUCUAGUACAAAAGCUUUUCCUUUUCCUCUGUUUUGGGAUAAUAA